UUAUCCUCGUUUCUUUGAAGCUUCCAAUUCUUGUGUGACAGCUACUCUUAUACCACCAGCAUCUUCAACCACCCUGUCACAAUAGAAACUGCAACUUCACCUUCAAUUCUUCUUCUCCAUACACUCUUGCUUUUCUAAUAAUUGUCAUCAUAUCUCAUAGUCAAGAGAGGACAUUUGUUUCUGAAGAUGAGUACAGAAAGCAAGACAGUGAAAGCAGAGAAUGAUUUUAAACUAGUUGUGAACUACUCUAAGCACUGUGUUUGGAAAGACCUGAAGAAAGAUUCAUCAGGUGCAGGUGCAAAUGCAGCUUCUAGAGUAAACAUGUCACUAUCUGCCCUUGACCCUUUAUCUGAGAUAGUUUGGUCUCCAAACACAGGUUUCAGCUUAAAUUGUGUUGAUUCAAGUUCCGCUAACAGAAAUAGCAAUCUUUACCAAGAUGUUAGACCAAGCAGCAUGGUCUUUGCUCUUCUACAUGGUGGAAUUUCUAACACUGAUUUACCUAUAGAUGAUGUUUUUGUAAAUCCUAUAACUGUUAUAUGCGCGAAAAGCGACGUUACUUCCGCCGAUGCUCCUUCUAGAGUCAUCACUCCAGAAUGUCAAGCACCUAAGGAGAAUGAUACAGGUGAGGUUGACGAAAGGCCCGUUGACAAGUUCUUAACUCAAGAGGAUAAUAAACCAAACCCAAGCAUGGAAGAAAAUCCCUCUCCAAGAAAACUUUGCAAUGGUGGAAUGGAUCUUGCUUCUAAAGCUCCAAUUGAGAAGCUUGAAUCAACAGCAGAUAAUGAUUUACAAACAUUGAAUAAUUGCGCAGCAUUGUUUCUAACAGGUAAAAAGAGAUGCAAACUUCAACAAGAGUUAACAACUGGGGGUAAAAGAGUUAAGAAGCAAACUCAAGAGAGUUCAUGUUCGAGAUCCAUGAAAAUUCCAGAAACUUCAGAUCCCAGAUCCAGAACCAGGCAGAAUAGCUCAUUCAUGAACUUGGUUUCAAACAUGAUGAAAGGAUUCUCACAAUCAGCUGCAAAUCCUGAUCACCAUCUUCUCUGGGAUCAUGAUCAGAUUCAGAAUCAUAAUCCUGAGCCGAAAAGUACAGGACUCAAAUCCGAUUUCAAGUGCAUGUCUUGUCCCAUAAAAUCUCAUCAAGGCCUAGAUGUUACUCCAAUAUCAUGUUGUGCAGAGAACAAUAACAGUCUUUACAAACAGUAUUUGAAAUCAAAAGAGUUUGAGGUAAAGAUUAGGCCUGUGAAUUUUCACAGCAGCCAUGAAAACAGGACAAAUAAAGAAGGAAUAGAAAUAAAUUCAUCUCCUACCAUACAGGAUCAGAAUAACAAUGAGAGUGCUGAAUCCUACGCACCUUCAGAGAGGAAGGUAACAGAUAAGUUCUUGAACAAAAUUGAUACUUCUGGAGGUGUAUGGAUGAAUCGAUUCUUGCCAAAAUCAAGUGCUCAAUUGAUAACUUUUGAUAACUCUGUACAUCCAAAUUCAUAUAAACACUUUUCUUAUCUAAAAGAAACCAAAGAACAAUGUGUUGAUGAUGACCACUUCCUCAAGAAAGAGGCUUCCAUUGAUGACAUACCAAAGGUUGGGUUCAAUCCCAUUACACCUUUCCCUGGAUUCAAAGAUUCAGAACCAAUGGCGGCCAUGUUCGCGAGGAGAUUAGGCGCAAUCAGACACAUACCAAGAGACGCCAAAGAUAACUUGCCACACAGGCAUCUAAAUUAACACUAAUGUUUGGAGCUGCAAGUAAUUGGAAUUGUCAACUCCUUUGAGAAGGUUUCAGAAAACCGCACCAGCAAAAGAUCCAAUCACUGACAACACUUGAUUCAUCUUCUUUCUGCAUACUGAAGAAGCUUUUUCUCCUUAUCCUGAGGGAAAAGCAGGUUCAUUCUCAAGUUGUACAUUGCUUUUUGUCUAUAGUCUCAAACAUUUCAUACGUUUACACACAAUUAUCUAUAAAUGCUUUCUUCAGGCCAUUGAAUAAUCCACCACAUGUAAUUUUAUAGACAGACUUCUCUCAUAUUUUGGUUACGUCGAUACCAUUGUAUUUUAUAAGAUGUGAUGCUAACAUCCAUUACACGCAUUGCGCUCCUCUUUAGGGAGGUUAGUCACAUUAUGGAAUGUCAUAUGUAAUAUCACUCA
This is a messenger RNA of Arachis ipaensis, 2136 nucleotides long. RefSeq lists its product as uncharacterized. NCBI's taxonomy places the organism in Eukaryota, Viridiplantae, Streptophyta, Magnoliopsida, Fabales, Fabaceae. The record is from RefSeq and is a predicted model, not a curated record.